Ostrinia furnacalis (Asian corn borer) is the source of this 1865-nucleotide messenger RNA. RefSeq names its product transferrin. The annotation marks the transcript as partial. Gene Ontology annotation, biological process: iron ion transport. The record is from RefSeq and is a predicted model, not a curated record. NCBI's taxonomy places the organism in Eukaryota, Metazoa, Arthropoda, Insecta, Lepidoptera, Crambidae. The transcript has 13 exons. Gene Ontology annotation, cellular component: recycling endosome; plasma membrane; early endosome.
UAAAUAUCUGGAUAUAGAGCAACAGUAUCGAACGCCGUAGCCUGUUCGGAUUUGGCGCGGAAUCCCACCGGUUGUGUUUUAAGUGCUAUUUUAAUGAUCUGAGUGAUUUGAGUGCCAAAAUGGGAUAUAAGGGAUUGUUUUUUGUUUUUCUCGCAAUUGGAUUAAGCAGUGCGCAAAUAAGCAAAGUGUGCGUGCCGACAUCAGACUCGAUACGCUGUCAGAACCUGGACAAGGAUGGCAGCCAAGUCUCCUGCGAGCCUGUCUCUACAAGAGUGGAGUGCGCAGCCAGGCUGGUGCGAGGGGCGGCUGACUUCGGUGUGUUUUCUGACGAGGAACUGCUCCUCUUGGCGCAGCAGUCCAACGACCUUCGGGUGGUGGCCACCGUCAGAGACGUGAACAGACAGGAGCCAUACUCCUUCGAAGCUGUAGUGGUGGUGCCCAACAACCACACGAACGGUUUCGCUGGUCUGCAGAACGGUCGCUACUGCCACCCUGGAUUCGGAGUGGCUGACAUCCGCUGGUCGCCGCGAGUGUUGAGGGCUAUGGAAGUCGCUGCCGCCCGCACCGACCGCUGCGAAGGAGACGUGGGCUCCAGAACAGCUGAAGAGAUGGAGGUGACCACCCUCAGCAACUUCUUCUCCGAAGCCUGCCGCCCUGGACCCUGGAGCGCCAAUGCUACGCUCGAUGCGAACCUUAAGAGCCGUUUCCCCAACCUUUGCGCUAUGUGCUCCGCUCCCGGCGUGUGCGCAGGCUACGACGCUAGCGCCGCCGUCAGCGUGGCAGGCGUGUUAAACAGCAACAGGCACAUCCAGGCGCUAGACUGCCUUACUACCAACGGAACAGUGGCGUUUGUCGCUUGGCAGCACGUCAGGGAGUUCUUUACCUUGCGCAGUCCCCAGUUCGCAGCUACCCACAGCAUUCUCUGUGAAGACGGCUCCCUCGCCCCCCUCACCACAGAGGCUCUGAACACCCCUCUGUCGCCUUGUUCUUUGGUGAAGCAGCCGUGGAGUGCUGUUGUUGCUAGAAGCGCCGUAGCAGAGACCGUAGCGAGCAACCUUCGCACGUGGUGGCCUACUGGCGCGGACUUCGGCGCCAGCUCGUGGCAGACCAACCUGUUCGCAGUCCUGGCCGGAGGCGCCAACUGGAACUUGGUGCACGAAACUAACCUGGUCUCACCCGCCAACUACACUGGAGCAAUCCGCAACAUUCCCAGCAUCGACUCGGCUCCGUCCUGCCUGCCAGCCCGUCGCUGGUGCACCGUCUCCACCCUAGAACAGACCAAGUGCACCUGGGUGCGGAACGCGGCGCAUUCCCUGGGCAUCCAGCCCCCCAUCUCCUGCCAGCAACGAGCGAGCGUGUUCGACUGUUUGGAUGACAUCAGGGAAUCACGAUCUGACUUCUUUUCGGUGGAUUCGCAUUACGGAUAUUUGGCUAGACGCCACUACAACCUGUCCCCCGUGAAGCUGGUCCAGAACAGCCGCGGAGCCUCCUCCCGGGUGGCCACCCUGAUCAAGUCGUCCGCCGCAGAGAACAUCACCCGCUUCGAGAACCUGAGGGAUAGAGUCGCUUGCUUCCCGGAAUACGGCAGCAUUGCGUACGUGGCGUUCCUCCGAGCGGCCCAAGACCGCGGCGUCAUCAGCUCCACGCAGUGCAACUACCAGCGCGCGGUCGGAGAGUUCUUCAGUGGCGCGUGCGCACCGGGCGCGCUGCACCACUCGCACACCAUCUCCGACGCCUCGGACACAGAGACAACAGUCAUCAGCUCCACGCAGUGCAACUACCAGCGCGCGGUCGGAGAGUUCUUCAGCGGCGCGUGCGCACCGGGCGCGCUCCACCACUCGCACACCAUCUCCGACGCUUCGGAC